Messenger RNA from Porites evermanni, 996 nucleotides. The record is from the annotation of a GenBank genome assembly. NCBI's taxonomy places the organism in Eukaryota, Metazoa, Cnidaria, Anthozoa, Scleractinia, Poritidae.
GUUGUACGGAACUCUACGCCUGGACCGUUUGAAAUGGCAGCUAUCUAUGGACAUUACAACUUCUGGAACAUAACAAGCGAGCAGGCUUUACAAGAACCUUGGCUUCGUCAAGAAAAUGUCAAGCCUCUGGCGGUCACUAGUUCUAUUCUCUCGAUUGUCAUGGCGCCCAUAAUAGUGCUUGGCAAUUUGCUGGUCUUGUUAGCAGUUUGGAAAGAUCCCCUUAAGAAACUUCGCUCAUCACCAUCCAACUUCAUUUUGGUCUCCAUGGCUCUCGCUGAUCUGUCAGUCGGCUUGGUGGUUUGUCCAAUCACUGCGUAUUGGCGCUGGGUAAUUUUUGACACAAAAAUAUCGCAUUUUGGUCUUUCCGUUAUUUUUGCCAUCAACGUUUUCUCUGUUAAUGUGAGCUUCGGCCACAUGUUGCUGUUGACAGUGGAUAGACUUUUCGCCGUGGUAACACCGCUCCAGUAUCGUUGUAAAAUAACGAAUAAACGAGUGCUCGUCGCUUGUUGUGUUUGCUGGAUGUACUUCGUGGCGUUCGGGUGUUCAUUUCUUGUGUUUCAGGACUAUUUUGUCAUAAUGGUAACAAUCUAUAACGUACAGCUCUUAUCCAUUCUCUUGAGCAUUCUUAUAAUGUACGCAGUUAUGAUGUUCCAUUUCCAUAGGUACUCAAAAACAAGAGUAAAAGAACAGCGCCAUUCAAUAGACAGUCGUCUGAUGAUCCUGAAAAGAGAAAGAAAUCUCUUCAAAGCGAUCGCCAUCAUCAUCUGUGCAUUUCUUAUUUGCUACAUGCCCUGGUUUACAGUUGAGCUAUUGAAAUAUUUGUGUAAACUAUGCCACCCUCAUGUGGCAUUGCUUAUGAUAUUUUUUGGAUUUGCAACCAAUUUAACUCACGCAAACUCCUUCUUAAACCCGAUACUUUAUUCAUGGCGGCUUCCAAAAUUUAGAGAAACAUUCAAGUACUUUUGGAAAAACCGAAAUUUUGGAAGACUGCACUGA